Diprion similis is the source of this 852-nucleotide messenger RNA. RefSeq names its product PITH domain-containing protein GA19395. The record is from RefSeq and is a predicted model, not a curated record. Gene Ontology annotation, cellular component: nucleus. Lineage: Eukaryota; Metazoa; Arthropoda; Insecta; Hymenoptera; Diprionidae. The coding region runs from base 104 to 709 and encodes 201 amino acids. The transcript has 6 exons.
AACAAAGUACUUAUUCACCAAAUGAUUACAUCUGAAAAUAAUUACCCGUAUAUCGAAAGCGAGUAAAAUAUUCACGAAAUUACAAUUUUUGUCAGAUUGAACAAUGGAACAUCGCUGCGAUUGCGGCGGUUUACAUAACGAAGCUGAACUUGGUGUGCAGUACAAUUUAUUUAAAAAAAUAGACAAAGAUAACGUUGAAUGUCUUAAUGAAUAUGAAGAAGGUUCAGGAGUAAAAGUUUUCAAGCCAUGGGAAGACCGACUGAACCUCGAAAAGUACGUGGAGAGCGAUGCAGAUGACGAGCUGCUGUUUAACAUACCAUUUACAGGUAACGUGAAGCUGAAAGGAUUGAUUGUCACAGGAAACCAGGAUGGUUCUUAUCCUCAAAAAGUCAAGCUGUUCAAAAAUCGUCCUCACAUGGUGUUCGACGAUACAGGAAUAGAAGCUGAUCAGGAAUUCGAGUUGUCAAGAGAUCUGGAUGGCACCCACGAGUAUCCGAUAAAGGUGGUAAAGUUUUCAUCCGUCUACCAUUUAACCUUAUAUUUUACUGGUAAUCACGGGGGAGAGAGAACGCGCAUCAAUUACAUAGGAAUGAAGGGCGAAUGGACUGAGGGGCACCAUCACGGUGUCACGAUAUGCACCUACGAAUCACGGCCGCAAAUUUCUGAUCACGUUACUGAAGAACACAUUAUGACUAAACAUGUACAAUGAUCACACUAAUAAUGAUAUUCGCAAUAACCACUAACAAAUACAUCAAUUGUGUGAUCAUUACUCGAAAUAAUUAUAACAACCACCGUAAUUUACCACACAAAAUCGUAACUUUUUUCUUUUAACGUGUACUUUUUUAUACAACU